This is a messenger RNA of Daldinia childiae, 507 nucleotides long. RefSeq lists its product as uncharacterized. The transcript has 3 exons. The record is from RefSeq and is a predicted model, not a curated record. The coding region runs from base 1 to 507 and encodes 168 amino acids. Lineage: Eukaryota; Fungi; Ascomycota; Sordariomycetes; Xylariales; Hypoxylaceae.
AUGGGCGACAGCGGUACUGUCCGGUCGCGGCUCAUCGCGUUGCGGCUCGUGCUGUUGGUGUUACUGUUUGCGAAUGCGGUUGAUGCGAAGGGGACUGCGACUAUUACACCGGCGCCGUCGCGUCCAACUACCGUGCCUAUAUGGCUGCCGAAUAUGUCCGGGGAGGAAUGGUCGCAGUGGCGGGGGAGUAUUAUUUCUAGUAACGACGUCGAGACCGUGUAUACAAUCUUCUGCCCGGCGGAGCGUCCCGGCUGCACCGUCUUCUCUACCAAUGACAUGCCGGUUACAUUUACGGAGGGCCCAGCGACGCUUCGUACGGCGAAUACGAUAGCUGGGUUGCUCCUCCACCACAGCAGCCACCUGCAGCGGGAGCACCUGGGUGCAACUCGGGUUCUCGCGGUUUCUCAGCUCGAUAUCGAAUACUACGAUAGCGCCGUACACGCUGUCCGGCACGGACGUGGACUGGGGCGUGCUGACGCUGGGGGACGGGCCGCUUACGAGUACUAG